GAUGAGGUAGAUCGGACGCCGCUGUUAUACGCUGCUGAGAACGGGCACGAGGCCGUUGUCAAGCUACUGCUCGAGUACCAAGCCGUAGCCGACUCGAGGGAUAAGUGGGGUCGGACGCCGCUGUUAUACGCUGCUGGAAACGGGCACGAGGCCGUCGUCAAGCUACUGCUCGAGCACCAAGCCGUAGCCGACUCGAGGGAUAAGUGGGAUCGGACGCCGCUAUCGCGCGCUGCUGGAAACGGGCACGAGGCCGUCGUUAAGCUAUUGCUCGAGAGUAUUAAUUAA
This is a messenger RNA of Hyaloscypha bicolor E, 285 nucleotides long. Its product is annotated as ankyrin repeat protein. The annotation marks the transcript as partial. The record is from RefSeq and is a predicted model, not a curated record. Lineage: Eukaryota; Fungi; Ascomycota; Leotiomycetes; Helotiales; Hyaloscyphaceae. Gene Ontology annotation, molecular function: protein binding. The transcript has a single exon.